AUGUCGAACUUUGACCCAAAUGCCAUCCUUCGUGGUGCGCAGCUCACCGUAGUUGGUGCCUACCGAGCAUUGCAGAACCCCAAGCUCUUUACCUCUGAGCACUACAGACAGGCUGCUCUUGCUGUUGCAGCCGGCAUUGCCAUUCGUGUCCUCGUCGCCAUCCCCGCUGUUGGAGUUCGUGUGCUGAUUGCCUUCCUCGGACUGUUCACCGAUCUAAAAAGCUCAGGAUGGGAUGAGGAAAUCAUGGAUGGCCUCGAGUUCCUCGAGCAUUCUGUGCUACAGUUGCCCUUCUUCCUCAUGAGUUUCAUGAGAUACAUCAGUCCCUCUCUGGACAACAUGUUCAUGGAAUCGCUCAGAUGGGUCGACGAGACCUACGUCCAAAAGCACAAGGGCGAGGAUCCAGACUCGCUCCGUGCCAUGUACUAUCCCAACAUGCGCCAAUACACCCACCAUGGUCCUGCUCCUGCUGCAGGAGACAAGCCCUCGCAGAACGCUCCCAAGCAAGCCGCCAUCAAGUUCUUGAUGCGUUACGGUCGCAAGGCUGGCAUCUCCUUAGCCGUCUACGUGCUCUCACUGCUGCCAUAUGUCGGUCGUUUUGUGCUCCCCGCUGCGUCCUUCUACACCUUCAACAAGCAAGUCGGUCUGCAGCCUGCCAUCCUCAUCUUUGGCAGUUCCGUCUUCCUGCCCAAGCGAUACCUGGUUCAAUUCCUCCAAAGCUACUUUGCUUCCAGGAGUUUGAUGAGAGAAUUGCUCGAGCCCUACUUUUCGCGCAUCCGCUUCACCCCUCAGCAAAAGAAGAUCUGGUUCCACGACCGCGAAGGCGUGCUUUUCGGAUUUGGAGUUGGCUUCUUCGUCUUCCUGAAAAUCCCUCUUCUCGGUGUCCUCAUCUAUGGUAUUGCUGAAGCUUCGACUGCCUUCCUGAUCACAAAGGUCACGGAUCCACCUCCGCAACCCGAACAAUGGACCAACUUUGCCGAAACGCAAGCCCAUUGGCGCAACAAGCAUGAGUUUUUGAAGCUCCCCCUGGACAAGCUAGAUGCACUGAACAUCAUAUCGACCAAGGAGGGUGAGAAACCUGAUACGACGACGAUCAAGGGCCGUCAGUUUACCUAG
Molecule: messenger RNA, 1113 nt
Organism: Aureobasidium namibiae CBS 147.97
Lineage: Eukaryota; Fungi; Ascomycota; Dothideomycetes; Dothideales; Saccotheciaceae
Exons: 5
Coding region: 1-1113 (370 amino acids)
Source: RefSeq, a predicted model, not a curated record